AGCUGAACGUGUUCGCUCCUGUCUGCUGCGUCUGCCUUCUUGAGCCACAGGCCCGCUCAAUUUUUAUAGCGAUUGUAGUACUACGCCGAAUCUACUCUUCUUUCCUUAAUCAAUGACGAGCGUCGGCUCUUCGUCGAACCGGGGCAUCCACAAUGCGGUGGACUCCGCUGCCGCCGGUACGGGUGGCAACGCCAUGGUCACUUUCUUCACUACCACCUACUCCAAAGCGAUGCCGGAGCAGACCUUUUCCGUUCCCCUCAACGUGCUGCCGGACGGACUCAACCAGCUUGUGCAGAGCGUGCUGGGAGUGGAGACACAGAACUUUGACUUUCUGUACAAGGACGAGUACAUUGGCACGACGCUGCUCCGCUUCCUUCAGCGCCGCGGCAUCAGCUACGAGGAGUUGCUGAGCAUCGAGUACACGCCGGCCCUGCAGGCGAAGGAGGGGAGUCUGCUGCCCCACGACGACUGGGUGAGCACCGUGCGUGCACCCUACCUGGGAAACGCGGAGCUCCUCCUGACCGGCGCCUACGACCACUGCGUGCGGCUGUGGGACGGCGAGAACUGCGUUGCCCUCGGCUCCUUUCACAAGGAGGCGGUCAAGGAGAUCGCUCUCCACCCGGUGGCGCCGUCGGCGAGCAGCAACAGCGGACAGAAGGCUAAUCGCAAGCGCACCCGCCUCGACGGCGACUUUGUCUUUGCCAGCGCCAGCAAGGACGGCAGCAUCGCCGCGUGGCAGCUGGACAGCGCCGACAGCCGCAUGCAGCUCCUCGGCUCCAUCCAGGCGCACACCGACGGCGUCGACUCGGUGGCCAUCUCGCCUGGCGAGGGGAAACUGGUGGCGACGGCCUCGUGGGACACCACCGUGAAGAUCUUCAACUGGUCUCAGAUGAUGGAGGGCGACACCGUGCCGUCCACGAAAGCGCCGCUCGUGACCUUCACGGACCACAGCCGUGCGGUGCUGUGCAGCCGCUUCUCCGCCGCGUUUGGGGCGGCGCGGCUCUACUCCGCCGGCCUGGACGGCCACAUCACGUGCCUCGACUCGGAGGAAGCCCAGCUGCAGUCCCGGCACAAGGGCGACCACCCCAUCAACCGUCUCGCCGUGAAGCCGGCGGAGGGCAGCGCGGGGGCCGACCUCAUCCUCUCCGCCUGCACCGACAAUCGCGCUCGCCUUUACGACACGCGGCAGAAGGAGGUGGUGAAAACCUUCAGCGGGCCGCGGCAGUGGCUCUACAGCGUCGCCUGGCUGUGGGACGUGCAGGAGGGCAACGCCGAGCACAGCGGUGGCAGUCUCUUUGCCAUGGCGAGCGAGGAUGCGACAGUGCGAGUGUACGACCUCCGCUCCACCAACACGGCACUGCUCACGCUGGAUACGAUGCACACGGACGGCGUGCUCGACGUUACCUACGUCGGCCAGUCCAUCAUCGCCAGCUGCGGCAAGGACAACAAGACGAAGUCCUUUGCGCUUAGCCAGGAAGAGCUCUACUAA
Molecule: messenger RNA, 1489 nt
Organism: Leptomonas pyrrhocoris
Lineage: Eukaryota; Euglenozoa; Kinetoplastea; Trypanosomatida; Trypanosomatidae
Product: WD repeat protein
Exons: 1
Coding region: 113-1489 (458 amino acids)
Molecular function (GO): protein binding
Source: RefSeq, a predicted model, not a curated record